CACACUCGGUUAAAGCCACUAUGAAGGGACAAAAGUUGGUCAAAGCUCAGAAGAAGCAACAGAGGGAGGAAGCGAGGAGGCUGCGAGAGGAAGAAGAAGCCCGGCUACAGGCUGAGAGAGAAGAACAGGAGAGGCUGGAAAGAGACAGAAAGCAGAGGGAGGUGGAGAAGCUGGAGUCCAAGGAUCUUGAGCGUAGAGAGGAUGAGCUGAAUGACCUGCGUCAUCUACUGGAGGAGAGGAACACUGCGGUAACCAAAUGGAAGAGAGAUGCAGCCGAGGCAGCCAGGUGGGAGAGAUACAUGCGCUGCGACGGUUUCCCAGACCCAGAGGAGCAGCGAGAGAUCAACACAUUUAUCAGCUUGUGGAGGGACGACCCAGAGCUGGACAUCAGGGAGGUGUUCAAAAAAUGCCACAUCGCCCUAAAGUUGGUCGAGGAGCUGGAGAGUCUGCUCAAAGAGUCCCCAGAUCCCACAAAGACUCUCAUCUACCAGGAGAGCCUCCUCCAUUUGCAGGAGGUCAUCGACUCCAAACUAAACCUCUCAUGCGAGGAGCUCGUCAAGAAGACAAACCAAAACAUGGAGACUGUGGUUCAAGACACAAUGAUGACACUGUGUCUCUGGGCCAACCUCAAAAAGAGUCCAAGCUUUAAAGGCUUGAACUUCAAGGACGUCGGCCUGAGCUUUCAGCUUCCCAAGCAGCUGGUUGAGAGCGAUGUCAUCGUGCGGAUCCUCUACACACGAUACGACCACCUGACCAUGCUGUCCAGGGUGACUCAUCCCAGAAGCCCCACGGCCCGUCGCAGGUUUAACAGACUUUCUUCUCAGAAAAAAUCCACAUUCAUAGAUACUUGCAUCGAUCCGUUAUCUGAUCUGUCCGGGCUCGGGUCUCUUGCAAGGAUCAAGGACAUUCUGAAAAACUCAGCUCUGCAGGAGGCUCAGAAAGAUGAUGAUACCCAGAGAGCCAAGGAGGUGCAGUCCAGGGAAUCUAGGAGGACCGAAGCCUCGGUCGCUCUUCAGCCGACACAGACGGUGUGUGGCGUCCAGGUGGUGGAUCUGAUGGAGUUCACGCCUCUGGGUGGAGUUUUCUGCUACGGCCUGUUUCAACUUCCUCCUCUGCCCCAAAAGGCGGGAAAGUGGAUGAUGCAGCAGGAUUUGGGCUCCGGGUUAGAAGUGUUCCCUCACCCCACAGCCGACGACCCCUGCUCCGUUGGGGUGUCUGUAAAUCUGCCCGACUCCGUGGUAUUCUUCCAACCUCCACACGUGGCUCGCUGGGACGCUGCAGACACGCAGUGGAGGAUGGAUGGCAUCACCGACGUUUCCUUUGAGGAGACCAAAGCCAAAAUCUCCUUCCGGAUGGAAACGUUCCAGCCGUUCGUGCUGAUGCAGAAAACUUACGUCAACCUGCCCUUCCAGAGCUGGGAGCUGCGGCCGCUGGGCCAAGACUCGGCUCGUUUCUCCGUCAGCGGGCCGCUCUUUAACCUCAGCAUCACCGUUCAGGGUAAGGAGUGCAUGCUGCAGCUGCAGGAGGACAGAGGCCUCCACCACGUGGUGGGGAGGUGGAUGAGCCGCCCCGCCCUGCAGACAGCCAUGUUCAGCGCCGGGAUCAACAUCUUCGUCGAAGAAUACGCAGACGCGUACGUCAGCAGCCUCGACAAGGACCCGCUCGUGGAGCGCGCUGCCUACGAACAGAUGGCGCUCUCCGCCUCUUCCUGCGCGUUCUCGUGGAGCAAGUGGAACGGCGAAUGUGGAUCCGAGCGCCUCGUCCUGAAGGUGUGCGAGCACCAUGACCCCGGCCCGGUCCCUGAAGGUUCCUGGAGUCUGUACCUGCUGGGCGCUCAGAGGAGCCAGAAACUGGAGCUCACCGAGAACAGCCGAACCUUCUCCUCAGACCAUUAUCCUGGCAGCGAGUUUCACUCCACCUUCUUCCACAUGCUUCAGGACAACAUGAGUCCCGACGGGAUCGCUAAGAGCAGAAACUCCCAUUAUUUGUUUGUCAACACGGUACAGGAACUUCUUUGGGCUACCAGACCCCUGGUCUAUUCAGGACCAGGAGGGGCCCCAGUUUUACAGCGGCAGGCACAAACGAGCACACCUUCCGUUUGA
Messenger RNA from Nematolebias whitei (Rio pearlfish), 2102 nucleotides. It is a transcript of the gene dnai7, whose product is annotated as dynein axonemal intermediate chain 7. Gene Ontology annotation, cellular component: axoneme. Lineage: Eukaryota; Metazoa; Chordata; Actinopteri; Cyprinodontiformes; Rivulidae. The transcript has 14 exons. Gene Ontology annotation, molecular function: beta-tubulin binding; microtubule binding. The coding region runs from base 21 to 2102 and encodes 693 amino acids. The record is from RefSeq and is a predicted model, not a curated record.